CCGGCAGCCACAGCAGCGUCCCCUCCCCGGGACUUCUGGGUCUGAGCCUGAGGGCUUCCGGCUAACAGGGAGCAUUGCCCCACACAAGACCCUUGGGCUGGAGGUCCCACCCCAGGGCGUCCCCAGAGGAGGGCGACUUCCAAAGCUCCAGGCAGAUGGAGAACCGGAGGGCCCCUCGGAGAGCCCGGUCCCUGGACAGGCCACGAGUCCUCAGGAAGGACUCAGAGACGUCAAGCUGUCAGUGCCUGUCACUGCCCAGCACACCCUGCAGGUGGGCACCCUGCCGAGCCAUCGGCGAAGGGGCCAGAGGUUCCCAGAGCCUGGACUCGCCACCUUCGGGAGCUCAGGAUGCUGAGGGUGCUGCAGUUCACACUCCGGAGGAGACGAGGGGGUUCCUCCCUAGCGAGCAGAGGCCUCCGCCAGACAUCAAGAAGGACAAGGCCCAGUGGCGGGCCCAGCAGGGCUGGCUGAAGAUGGUGCUGAACUUCCUCUGGAGGACGGGCUUUGAGGAGCCCAGAGACAAGGCCAGCAGGAGGCCGAAGGAGAAGGAAGAGCCCCCAGAGUCCCCAGAGACAGCUGAAGAACUGGGCCUCAGGAAGAAAGCCCUGGACAGGAAGGCCAGCCGCAAGAAACACGGUCACAAAAAGCAUGGUGCUGCGGAGGCCGCGGGGAACCAGGACCGGGAGGCCCGGCCGCCCAGGACGGCUGCAGCCUCGCAGGCUGAGGACCCCGAAGCAGCCCUGGUUUGCAGGGGUGGACGGGAUUCUGGUGACCACCUGUCCUUGCCCUCCAGAGGGGCCAGCGCUGGACAGUUGGAUAGUUCACCCCAGGCCACAGGCUCUGGGCCAGAAGAGGAGCCAGGGAGGCCUGACCAGGAUGACGUCAUCCGGAUGAUCGUGGAAUUCCUCAAGAAAGUGGGAGACCAGUGGGAGGAGGAGCAGUCUCAAGCCUCCCAGCCAGCAGUACUGCUGCAAAACCCAGCCCUGGGCUGCACGAGGAAGUCCCAGGAGAAAAAGCCCAGCAGCCACAAGCGGGCCUUUUCCCUCAAGAAGUACAGCUCAGAGGAGCCCCGGAGGGUGGCCACUGCUGACGUGCCCAGCCCCAGGGGCCGGCCGCCCAAGAGACCCAGCUUCCUGCCCCUCUGCAUGGGUGGCGGUGGUCCCCGGCCCUCCACCUCCAGCAGCCCUGGCUGUGAAGGACCAGGAGCCCCCGAGGCCCCAUCUGCAGACAGUGACAGCCCCAGCCCCCCUGAGCUCCCCACCCGUGCUGCAUGCCAGAGACCCGAAGAUGAGCUGCCGCUGGAUGGAACCUCAGAAUCCAGUGAGUUCAUGCGGAUGAUCCUGGGGCUACUCCAGGAUGCGGAGGAGCAGGCUGGAGAGCAGCAGCCUCAAGUGCAGGAGGCCGACGCAGCUGGGGAAGGCCUGGCCCUGGCUGGCAGGUGGAAGGCGCAAGAGAAAAAGCCCAGCGGCCUCCGGAGAGCGUUUUCUCAUAAAAGACACAGCUUCAAGGAGCCCAGGAGAGCGGGCGCUGCAAGGACUGGGGGGGCUGCCACCCCCGAGUCCCGGCCACCCAAGAGGCCCAGCUUCCUGCCCCUGUGUGUCGGUGGCCAGCGCACCUCCAUCUCCUGCAGCUCUGAUGGAGAAGAACCAGAGUUCCUGGAGCCCUCGGCCGCAGAAGGGGCAGCCCCCGUGUUCCCAGAAGUGGCCUCGAAGGCCAGCAGCUGCACGCCGGACGGGGGGCCCCAGCCCCCUCAGGAGGGAGCCUGCAAAUCUAAGGAGCUCAUCAUUUGCAAGCUGGUGGCUCUUCUCCAAGAGGUGGAUGGCGAGUUGGGGAAGCAGAUCCAGAGACACCCCAGCUUCAAGAGGUUUUUUUACGAGUUCUCAGACUCCGCCCUCAGGAAGCUGGUGGCCACCCUGAGCAGCCAGCAGGCCCACCUGGCAGACGGGGACGGGGGCCUCCCCACGAGACCGUUCCCGUUCACCUUGGGCCUGGGCAGCAGAUACACUGACAGCCACAGGCGCACCAUCUGCAGCCUCAUGGGCUCCCGAGGGGGAGCCCAGACCCUGUCCAGGGAGGCCCAGCCGAACCUCACGAGUCCCGACUGUCAAAGUCCGGAUUAAGAGUGAUGCCUAGAACUGCAGCUCCUGUCUUAGCCAAACAGUUGGUGCCUUAGGCCGGGAGCCCCGAAGCUGCUACCUAACCCCUCAAAUCCGAGCUCCACCCAUGACUCUGAAGACCGCACACCACUGUCCUAAAAUGUGUGAAGCCUUAAGACUGCAGGUGGUGGGGGGUGCUGGCUGAGCCCUGGACCAGAGCUAGCUGACCCCAGGGCAGCGCGGGACCUGCGGCCAGACUGGACACAGCCCUCUACUCCGUGGGAUCCGACAGAAGGCCCUUGACACCUCCCUGGGCCCUGGAAUUCUGUGGCCAGAAAAGUGAGGGGACACCUUGUACCUCGGCUCCUGUGACCGGCUGAGGGUCAGUGAGAAGCCGGAUGUGAAGAGUUUCAAAAAUAUCUGAUGCCGUGUCCGGGGUACAGUUAGGUUAUUUUUAUUAGAGCAGGAAGUAGGAGAGGGGGCUUGUGGCGGACCUCCAUGGACAGCAGCCUGGCAUGCGCUGCAUAAAAGCCCUGUACCCUAAAAGGCACUGUCACAUCGCGGGAGAUGGGGUCUAGAAACUCAUAAUGACAAUUUCCCAGCUGGGGGCAGUAAAGGGUCUUUUUUUUUUUUUUUUUUUUUGUAUUUGCACAAAAGUGAGGGCAAGAGCGGAGGUCCGUUAGCUUUGCCCACCCAUGCAGACUGGGCAGGGCUGCUCUCCUCUCGGGUUAUUCCAGACAGGGGUCAGGAUCGUGGAGUUCCUUUGACAGAGGUCAGGAACCUUUCAUGUGUAAUUUCUUAUUGCAGUGAUGAGCUUUAGGCUGAACAAGUCCCCGAUGCUGGCAUCCGGGUCUCACUUUUUUUUAAACCAUGUUAUUGAGUAAUAAAGAAAUGGGCCUGCA
Messenger RNA from Cavia porcellus (domestic guinea pig), 2998 nucleotides. It is a transcript of the gene Bnip5, whose product is annotated as BCL2 interacting protein 5. Lineage: Eukaryota; Metazoa; Chordata; Mammalia; Rodentia; Caviidae. The record is from RefSeq and is a predicted model, not a curated record. The coding region runs from base 156 to 2120 and encodes 654 amino acids. The transcript is spliced from 12 exons.